Messenger RNA from Chaetomium globosum CBS 148.51, 2004 nucleotides. RefSeq lists its product as uncharacterized. Gene Ontology annotation, biological process: mitochondrial respiratory chain complex III assembly; protein insertion into mitochondrial inner membrane from matrix. Gene Ontology annotation, molecular function: ATP binding; ATP hydrolysis activity. Gene Ontology annotation, cellular component: mitochondrial inner membrane. NCBI's taxonomy places the organism in Eukaryota, Fungi, Ascomycota, Sordariomycetes, Sordariales, Chaetomiaceae. The coding region runs from base 1 to 2004 and encodes 667 amino acids. The record is from RefSeq and is a predicted model, not a curated record. The transcript has 5 exons.
AUGGUCAAAGUGCCGGCCAUCUAUCCCAGCUCUGCGGGUCUACCUUGUUCAUCCCAUCUUCUUUUUUGCCACGAACAGGCCCUCGGCCGGGAUCGAGGAUGGCCAUCUCUCCAGCGGCCGCCAAUAAAGGACGAGGGCAGCCUUACUACUUCUACCGAGAGUGCCAGUGGUCUUCCGGAUGGCCUCCUCGACACGCUGUCACCCCUCCUCGGCUUCCAGUUCAACCCGCUGAUGAAGUUGUUCAUGGUAUUUUACAACCUCACGGGGAAGCAUCUUGGCAUCGACCCAACUUACAUCCUGACCGUGGUUGGCCUGUUGUGGGCCGCCAACAAGGUCUGGAUGCAGCUCUACAUGGGAUUCUUUACUCUUGCUCGGCGGUACUUCAUGGCGGAUAUCGAGUGGCUUGCCUCCCAGCCCAAGAUGGUCGACUCUCGUUCCCUCACUGCCGAGACGGCAUCCAAGGGGGCGUGGGAAGAGGAAGACGAGUCGGAGCUCAUGACAGGCAGGGUGUCGGCCGAUGGCUCCGACGUUUUCCUCAACUUCUCGACCCAGGAAGCCAAGGCGCCCCCACGCUUCACGCCCGCUCUAGGCUUGCACAGCUUCUGGUGGAGGGGCCGGUAUUUCAAGUUGAACAGGAAGCAGGAGUCCUUGUUCGACCCUUCAGCUGGGGCAAACGGCAUGCCCCAGUUCAAGGACAAGGAGAUUCUGGUGUUUUCGUGUUUCGGCCGGUCUCCCGAGCCGAUCAAGCAACUCUUGCAGCACGCCAAGGAGCAGAACUACCUCGACCACCAAGCCAAAACCAUUGUCAGACGCCCGGCCUCCCAAGGCAUGCGCCGCUACGGCCAUCGGCACUCGUGGCAGCAGGUCGCCAACCGCCCAGUCCGUCCCAUGCAGACCGUGGUCCUCGACGACGAGCAAAAGAUUCGCAUUCUCUCUGACAUGAACGAGUACCUCCACCCCGCCACCCCGCGGUGGUACGCCAACCGCGGCAUCCCACUGCGCCGUGGCUACCUGUUCCAUGGCCUCUUUACCUCUCUCCCCCGGCGUUGUGUGGUCCUGCUCGAGGAUAUCGACACGGCCGGGCUCAAACGAGCCGAGGAUGACUCCGAAUCCGAAUCCGAAUCCUCGUCCUCCUCGGACGACGGCAAGAACGAGGAGAAGCAGGAGGAAGACCAGAACAAAGACAAAAAGUCUCUUAACAAGUCCAGAAACCACAAGGGUGGGAGAGACUGGAAAGUCUCGGACCUCGCCCGCGAACUCAGGAGAGCCGGAGGCCAAGGCGACUUGGGCGAGAAGAAAUCCAUCUCACUAUCCGGCCUGCUGAACGCAAUCGACGGCGUCGCUUCACACGAGGGCCGCGUGCUCAUCAUGACAACCAACAAGCCGGAGGCCCUCGACGAAGCCCUCAUCCGACCAGGACGCGUCGACCUACAAGUCUCCUUCACCAACGCCACGCAAGAGCAGGCGCGGGAGCUGUUCAUGCGCAUGUACGAGCCCGAGAACACCGACACCGCCACCCCGCUGUCCACCUUCUCGCUCUCAGACCACAUCUCCUCACCGCUCCCACCCCUCACCCCCUUCUCCGAGCCUCCGCCCACGCCCUUCUCCCUCGCUUCCUCUAAAGACGGCAACAUGACAGACGUCUCGGGCGCCACCGAAGUCGAGACCGACGACCACGACCACGACCACGACAUCUACAAAGACGACACCUCCUCCUCCAACCACCACCCCCUGUCCAACACCAACACCAACAGCACCACCACCCCCAACCGCCCCACAACCACAACCACCACAACCACCACCAAAAAACUCCCCCCCCACCCCCCCUCAACCUCAACCCAUCCCCACCUCCAAACCCCUACACCAAAUUCCCCCCCACCACCACCAUCCCAAUCCCCGCCGCCGAACUCCUACACAUCGCCUCGCAAAGACGCCACGGCGGGCGCUGGAGGAGGUGGAGGUGUGGGUGGCGGGAAUGGUGGCGCAGAAGGCGGGGCGAAGUAG